AUGGGUCCACCCAAGCCUAGCGCAUCGAGGGCGAAACCGAAAGCUUCGCACAUCCAGCAGCAGCAGCAGCAACACCAACAACAACAACAGAAGACGCACGCAGAUACAGAAGCGACAGCGAUAGUAGAAAAGAAUGUAGAGAAUGGAAAGAAUGCAAAGUUCCAAACUUAUGGUCAAGUUCAAGAACGUUAUCCACCACCCAGCCAUUCGCCCCCACCGCCAUCUAAAUCCAAAUCUACACCCGCACCCGCACACCCCUCUAAAUCCAAACCCCUACCCCCAUCCCCAUCCAAAUCCAAACCUGCACCCGCACCCGCACCCGCUCCCGCUCCCGCACCCGCACCCAACCCAACAAAACCAACCCCCCAAACCCUAAAACUCACACACAUCCACACCCGCCUCCUCCGCACCCUCGACGCGCUCGACACCCUCCAUACGACAUACACACACGACACCGCCGCGCUCCAGCGCGCAUUGCUUGGCGAGCGGCGGCGGCGCGCGGAGGCUGAACGCAGGGAGAUGGAGGUGCGCGGGGAGGUUGAGGGGAUGAGGGUGGUUGUUGGGGGGUUGGUUGAGAGAGUCGAGCUCGAACACGAUUACAAAAAGUGGCCUGUAGCGCGGAUGCGGCUCUCCGAAUUGGCUGACGAUAUAUCCAUACCCGUCCCCGGUCCACUCUCCUGUGUACCAGUACCAGCGUCGUAUAACACUAAAUCCCACAAUCCAUCGAAGCACCAGCACCACUCCAUACCCAGCACAACCCACCCCUCCCAGCGCACCUCACCACACCACCCCCCCUCCCUCACCCACUCCCACUCCCACAACCAACCACCGCCCACAUCAUCAUACACCCCAUCGCUAACCCAGCACCUCAGCACGCAGCUCGCGCACGAGCGCGCCGCGCAUGCGCGGACGCAGGCGCGGGUGAGGGUGUUGGAGGCCAAGGUUGCGAGGAGGGAGGUUGAGCUUGAGAGGUUGUGUGGUUGGGCUGGGGGUGCGGGUGCGGGUGGGGAUGAAACGGAGCCGGAGGAGGAGGGAGAGGAGGGAGAGGAGGGAGGGGAGGGAGAGGAGGGAGGGGAUGCGGAUGUGGAUGCGGAAGAGGAGAUCAUCGCGAUGCUUGAUGUGACGGUUACGCGCAACCGCAUGCUCGAAGCUGAGAUCCACGAGCUGAGCGAACGGCUGGCAAAAGCCCGCGCGUCCUCUUCCACCACCUCCGCCUCUGGCUCUGGCUCUGCGUCAUCGACAAUCAAAUCAAACACCACCACCCCCUCCUCAAAUUCAACCACCACGCCCACACCCACACCCACGCCCACGCCAACACACGCAUCACCUCUUCCGCCCCGCCGACAUCCGACAUCGCCUUCUCCUGGUUAUCCCGCUUAUCCCUCUUAUCCCGCUUCUCCCCUAUCCCCCGCAUCUCCCGCAUCUCCCGCUCGCCCACCGCACGCGCACGCGCACUCGGAGUGGGAGUUGGAGGAUAAGUAUGAUGGGGAUAGAGAGCCUAUCCCGCGUCCGCGGCCUUUACCGAUGCCGCCUCCCGACCCGAAUCCUAAUCCGCCCACGCAGCAGACGCAGACGCAGACACAGAAACAAAAACCGGCGUCUUCCUAUAUCCACCGCGAAACUAAACCUGAAAAAUCAGAACAAUUGGAACCGUCGUUACACCUCGACGAGCUCGAAGCGGAGAUUGGCGAGCUUGGGCGGCAGGUGGAUAGGUUUCGCGCGGAGAGGGGUGCGUGGGAGGAUGUUGUUUUUCGCGGAGGUGGUGGUGGUGGUGGGCAGGCGAGCGAGGAUGAGUAUGAAGGUCGUGGUAUGGAGCUACGCGUGGAUGGACAAGGAGGAGGAGGAGGAGGAGGAGGGGGAGAGGAAAGGACGGUGGAGGAUUUGAGGAUGAGGGUGGAGGUGCUGGAAAGGGUUUGUGCGCGACUGCGAAAGGAAGUGGAAGAUAUGCGAUUAUAUCGGUACGCGCGGGAUAUUUCGUCUCCACGCGCACGCCAGCGCGAGCGCGAAAGCGGCGCCUCAAGGUCAAGGUCAAGGUCGAGGACAAAUCCAAGUCCAAGUCCAAAUCCAAAUCCAAAUCCAACUUCGAAAGCACCACCAGCACAACAGCAUAUACCAUCCAAUACCGAGCAUCAGCGCGCACACGAGGUUCAACCUCGCCACCCCGAGACGCAAGUGGAACUUGAACCUCUGCCUGCAUCGUCGACGACGACGACGGCAGUGGUGGUUGGAACGAACGAGAAUUUACCUGCGCCGUCGCAAUCAUCCGCAAAUCUUCCCUCACAUCCACAUCCACAUCCACAUCCACAUCCACAUCCACAUCCACAUCCACAUCCACAUCCACCUCGAUCCGCACCUUUACCGACACCCCUGCCCGGACUGCCACUGCCGUCCAAGCGCGCGCGUGGCUCGUCCCACUACCACUACCACUCACCACCACCCCCACCCCCACCCCCUCCUGCGACGGAAAACGCGGAUGCAAACUCAGAUAGAAACGAGCGCGAGCAUGCAUACGCGCACACGAACGUAAAUGCGAAUGCGAAUACCGAUGCGAAUACCGAUGCGAGCUUGUUCGGCAGUACGUCCGACAUGGUCCUCUCCACCCCAUUCGAAGGCGGUGUCGUGCUCGCGGCGUUACCACCUUGUUCUCCUCCUCCUCCGUCACCUCUUUCACCUCCUUCAUCUUCACCUCCACUGCGAAUUUGUGCUGUUGUUCCUCCGCCACCCUCAUCUUCAUCUUUAUUACCUCUUCCUCAUGCACCACAUUCCCCAAUAACAACGCCUCAAGCUCUACCUCUACAUCCGGCACCCGGUCCUUUGUCUUCCGCGUGGACGUGGACGUGGACGCCAACUCCCUCCCUCCCCCUUCACCCCCUUCACCCUCCUGCUGCUCCUCCUCCUGCUGCUUCUCCCGCGCAGCCGCCCAUUUCCCCAGCUACACUCCCCCCUCUCACAUCUUCCUCUGCGAUUUUGGCGCUUGAUAGUGUUGUCCCGGCUCUGGAUUAUGGCGCUUCGGAUGUACCUGUACAUGUACCUGCGCCAGCGCCUAUUUUUGAGGCUUCGGUGCCUGUGCCUGUGUUUGAGGCUUCGGUGCCAGCGCCUAUGCCUGUCCCCGUGCCUUCGGCUGUGGCUACGGCUGCGGCUGUGUUCGAGGCUCUGGCGCCUGUGCCUAUCUCUGAUGUGUUGGAUGGCGGUGCAGCUGGAGCUCGAAGUGGUGUUGAAUAUUUGGAGAGGGGUGGGAAUGGAUAUGGUCAAGGAGAUGGCGAAGGAGAAAUCAAAAGAGAAAUCAAAAGAGUCAGAGAGGGCAAAGGCGAAAAUGAAAACGAAGGUGAAAACGGUGGGGGCAACGACGAAGACGAAGGCGAAAACGAAGGUGAAGGCGAAACGUCAAUGGAACUCGCGACGCCGCUUAUGCCCACGAGCAUGCUCGUAUCUGCAUCGGUAUCUUCGACGCCGCCCCCGCCCCCGUCCCCGCCGUCUGUGGGUAUGGGUAUGGGUGUUAGUGUUGUCGACAGGCAAGGUGAAUGGGUAAGUGGAAGUGGAAGUGGAAGGGACACGGGGGGACGAGAUCGGAAAGCGCAUGAGAAUGAGAAUGAGGAUCAGCAUGGGGAUGAUGGUGAGAGCGAAGAUGAGGCGGACAAGAUCUGGAAUUGGGCGGUGGACGUUGGGAAGCAGCAGCACCAGCAGCAGCGGCAGGAUCAGCAUGCAUUCACGUUUAACGAGCACAGCCACGGGUACCCGCACCUACACACUUACCAAGAAGACGGCGACGGCGACGGUGAUGGUGAUGGUGAUGGCCACGGUAAAUGUGCGGACGAACGUGGAGAGGGAGAGUACGAGCGGCGUAUCCAGAACCAGGGCGAGAGCGAAAGUGAAAGUGAAAAUGAAAGUGAAAAUGAGAACGAGAGCGAGAGCGACGUCCCGCGCGACGUGACGCUGCGCUCGCCAUUAUCGAUGCCGUCGCCUGUGCUACUCCUCUUUGAGCAGCGCGAGUUGCAAGGAGAAGGCGAGGCUGGUGGUGUGGGUAGUGUGGUACCGAGGAUGAGUCCGGACCCCGUCCCGCCUUCAUCUGUCCCGGAAUCCGCCCCGAUACCUGCGUUACAACCUAAAAAUGCGAAUCAGAGUGGGAGUGUCCCGCUAAUAACGCUCGCUGCGUCCCCCUUCGUCGUCCCGGCAAAUCCCACAGUAGGACCAGGACCAGGACCAACAACAUCGCAUGUCCAACCAUCUUCGUCGGCGUUCACCUUUGAGCCCGUCUCAUCCACAUCCACAUCCACGUCAACAUCCACAUCCUCUUCGAAUCCAUUCCCAUUCCCGGCGCCAUCGGCGCGUGGAACGGGGAUACCGCACUCGCCUCUAUCGCCUACACCGUCAAGUUCGAGGGUGUCCAUCGCUCACAGGAUACACGCACAGGCACAGGCACAUGCGCGGGGUGGAUCUGUGGGACAACGCGCGUGUGCGUCUUCAAGGUCUCGGUCUGGGUCGAGGUCGAGAUCCGCACUCCAGACGCAAUCACACACGCCAGCGCGUACACCAGCACGCACACCGGCGCGUACACCAGCACGUACACCAGCACGCACACCGCCCCCCGCGUCCGCGCGCGCAGCCGCCGCGCAGAGCGGGAGCACGCUGCCGUCGCCUAGUAUCCUCCACCUCGAUCUCCCGCUCGACCUCGACUUUGAUGUAGAUGUAGAUCGUGACCUCGCCCUCGACCGUAACCGCGACCCCCUCAUCGGUGAUCUUUCUCGUCACCGUAUGCACAUGCGCGAUAGCUUGACGGAUAGCACUGGUACGGACCGGAGCGUCGAUGCAGAGAUGGAGGUGGAGAUGGAUAGUGGAAGAGAGUCGUUCGAGGCUGCGUAUGAAGCUGAAGCUGCAGUUGAGGGUGGUGCACUAGUUAGCGCGCAAGUGGAUUCCGAAGCGGAUGCGGAAACGGAUGCGGAUGCGGAUGCGGAGAGGGAGAGGGAGAGGCAACGCGCGGUAUACGCCGAGCUUGCACUUGCGCGGUCCACCUAA
This is a messenger RNA of Psilocybe cubensis, 5013 nucleotides long. RefSeq lists its product as uncharacterized. The record is from RefSeq and is a predicted model, not a curated record. Bases 1 to 5013 code for a protein of 1670 amino acids. Lineage: Eukaryota; Fungi; Basidiomycota; Agaricomycetes; Agaricales; Agrocybaceae. The transcript has 7 exons.